GUGAACGAAGCGCACGCGACUGAGUUGACAGAGUUAUGGCGCCUAGCACGCGCGCACCGACUCGGGAGAAAAACGAGACACCCAGAUUAAGGAAGCCCGCGGUAGAGAAACUGCGCAGAGAUCGCAUCAACACAGGGAUCGAGCGCCUGAAACGGCUGCUUAAGGACGAACUGAAUCCUAAACCCAAGCUGGAAAAGGCGGACAUUUUAGAAACGGCGGUUGCGUACUUGAAAAAAAGCAAGGGGCUGGCGCGCGCCUCUCCGGACCAGCGCUACGCUGACGGCUUCGCGCGCUGCUUGGAAGAGACCGCGCGCUUUCUCACGGUGCAUAACCGAGUCGAAAAGGGCAGACACAUCGCGAUGAGCAGUCUGGGUCAUGCAAUACAUCCUAAAGCGACCGGAAGUAUCAGCGUGAGUGUGAAUGCUGUCAAGAGUACCCCUGAACGCAUCGGGACAGUUUGGAGGCCGUGGUGAUUCCUAACAAUAACAAAAACAAGACCCUUACUGAGCCAUGUUCAUGGUGCUCUUAUUGCAUAGAGUAUCACUGUGUUAAUGUAAACAGAAGCUGUUUUAGUGCAAAUAACUUCGCCUGUGUGAAGCUAAUAAUUCUUUACAAAUUGUAAAAUAAUAAUAAUAGUAUUAAUAAUAAUAAAUAAUAAUAAGCCAUAUCUAGAAGGGGGAAGGUGUGUAGACACUAGGCCCAAAAACACUAGUCCACUAAAAUAGAAACUGUCUGGUACAGGAAGCCCAAAAUUCCUGUUGUUGCUCCUGAUGUCAAGUGUUUGAAUUCCUGUGAAUAUUGUCUAUAGAGACCUUGAUUAAUAUUGUUGUUAUUAUUAUAAUAAUUAUUACCUGUAUUUGAUCUAUCAUAUUGAUAGAAUUGUCUGAAGUAUGUCUGUAACAAGACAGUAAAAAGUAACCUGGAUAUUAGUGUUUGGUUUGGUGUCUUGAUUUAUGAAUACUGUACCUGCAAACCAUUAAGGAGGAUCAGAUUUGACAUAUUUUCCAUUCUAAACCACUGGUGUAUUUUAUGAUUUAUUUUAUGAUUUACACCACAUAUAUGGUGUAAACAGACUAUAUUAUACUGUAUAACUUCUUCUUCUUAUUAUUAUUAAUAACUACCUCUACAUUUAUUUGCAUAGCAAGACUUCGCACAACUUCACCUUCAGUAACUGCUUCAUCCUGGACAGGGUAGUGGAGGAUCCGGAACUUAUUCAGGGAGCACUAGGCGCAAGGUGGGAAUAGAUUCUGAAUGGGAUGCAAGUCCAUCACAUGGAACUACACACACACACACACACACACACACACUUAUCCAUACCACUGGACAAUCAAGUGUAGCCAAUUCAAACGUACCUCCCAGAUAUUUCAGGGAAGUGAGAGGAAACUGGAGAAUGUAGAGGAAACCCACAUGGACAUGGGUAAAACAGACAGUAGGUAACCCAAGCACAGGAUCGAACCAGGGACACUGGAGCUGUGAGGUGGCAAUGCUACCUUCUGCACCACCAUGUUACACUAUACUAAUCAAAGUAUUACCUCUACAUUUAUUCACAUAGUAACACUUAGAUUGGUGGCCAGUAAACGGACAUACUGUAUACUCUUAUCAAUCAUUCCUUUUAAUCCGUCAGUAAUACACCAAUUCUCAUCAAAUAAAUCUAACACUGGAAUAACACUGUCAGAAUGCCAUACCAUGAUCUCAAUAAAAAUGUUCAUCCUUUUAUGUAAACAGUGUAUUGACAUGAAACUGUAUGUCACACUCACUGUUUUCUCACUUUAUCACUGCAAAUUCAUUCACAUUUCUUCACAAGUCAUAAUAUUGCAAGUGCAAUCCAUUACAGCUUUAUUAGUAUGAAAUACAUCAGCUUUGCUAAUCGGAAUCCAAACAUAAGAUCAGGGUUGUCAUACUGGCGAUCGUAUCCUGAAUGAAACAACUAAUUAAACUAAACAUGACACUGGGACUUUGUCUUAAGUGUCUCUUCUUCAGAACACACGUAUUUGAUCAAUGUUCUGUCCAAAUUGACACACUGCCACCCCCCAGUAGUAAACUGUGAAUCGUGCAAGACAGACAGGAUCAACAGGUGGUAAAUUACUAGUUAAUUCAUUCAUUCUUCAGUAACUAAAAUAAGUGCUUUAUCCUGGCCAGGGUGGCUGUAGAAUUUACCCUGCAUGGGACACCAGUCAAUCACAGGUCACCAUACAUAUUCACACACACAUUCAUACUUAGAGGCGAUUUAAUAUAGUCAAUUUUCCUACCAGCAUGAUUUCUGGAGGUGGGAGGAAAAUGGAGAACCCGGAGGAAACCCGCAGGGGCACAGACAGUAACCCAGGGUCAGGGCUGAACCAAGGAUUCUAGGGAUUGGCUACUCUAAACUGCCCCUAGAUGUCAAUAAGUGUCUGAAUGUGUGUGCAUGGAGUCCUGUGAUGGACUGACAUCCCAUUCAUGGUGAAUUCACACCAGA
Molecule: messenger RNA, 2455 nt
Organism: Ictalurus furcatus (blue catfish)
Lineage: Eukaryota; Metazoa; Chordata; Actinopteri; Siluriformes; Ictaluridae
Product: transcription factor HES-5-like
Exons: 2
Coding region: 36-473 (145 amino acids)
Biological process (GO): anterior/posterior pattern specification; regulation of neurogenesis; regulation of transcription by RNA polymerase II
Cellular component (GO): nucleus
Molecular function (GO): RNA polymerase II cis-regulatory region sequence-specific DNA binding; DNA-binding transcription factor activity, RNA polymerase II-specific; protein dimerization activity
Source: RefSeq, a predicted model, not a curated record